Exophiala dermatitidis NIH/UT8656 is the source of this 2926-nucleotide messenger RNA. RefSeq lists its product as uncharacterized. Lineage: Eukaryota; Fungi; Ascomycota; Eurotiomycetes; Chaetothyriales; Herpotrichiellaceae. The transcript is spliced from 2 exons. The record is from RefSeq and is a predicted model, not a curated record. The coding region runs from base 357 to 2420 and encodes 687 amino acids.
CGGUAGAUACCAAGGGAUCUCAGGCUUGUCGAUUCUCAAUUUCUCAUUCUUUCUCAAUCCAUUCCAGCGCAUCCCAAAAGUACAAUUACUGUAAUUCGGAUUUCUGCCAGUGUUAUCCGCUUCCGUCGAUCCCCAUAAAGUACCCGCCCGGAGCCCCGAAACAGCCCCGAAUCUGACACCGAGCGCACCCACUGGGAGGACUGGCACGACUGACACUGGCACUGCAUCGCACGCCUACAACUACAGUAAAGCUCCAGCUCCAGCUCCAGCUCCAGUUGAGCUUCCCCACCGUGUGUGGCACCGGCCCUCCCACUGGCACACGAGCCAACUGCUGCCACGCCUCACCGGCGGUUGGAAUGCUUCAACUGUCCAAGUUGCCAAAGUCGAUUACUGGCGACAUUGACAAGUCAUGUCCAACCCCAGCAUCUCAUAGACGCGGUUUCAGCGUCGACUCCAUCGCCGGCGAUGGGUUACUCAGCCCUGUGGGAGCCCUGCGGCCGCGAUGGGGUCAUCGACGCCAAUUGAGUCUCUCCAGCCUACAGUCCAGAAGGGCGAUUUGUUUAGGCAUCGCCAUUCUCUUCUUCGUCUUUACCGGCCUGUUGUGGUCGAUCCCACAACUCUCCAAGGUUGUCCAAAAGAAUGCCCAGCAAGGACCCAUCCCGAUCGGUCAAUCGAGGUAUCCAGACGGAAAAGAGGUCUUUUGGUGGGAGCAAUUCAAUCGACUUCAAGGCUUCUACCACGGGCGCAAGAACAUCGUUCCCUUCACGCAAUAUGUCCCUGAACAACAAAGCGACCGGACCGAUCUUUUCGAUGGCGGUCCUCGAAGUGAUCCCCAGUUGGUCGAUGUGUCAUCUGGGUCAGCUCCGACCAUCGACGCGUGCUACAUAGACCAGGAGAGAAAAAUCGCCCCGCCUAAAAUAUCUGCGUAUCAAGGCAUGCCGCAGGGAAUGCCAGUACCACUAUUUGGUUCUGCGAAAGAGCUUGGACUCAACGACCAAGUCUGUUACGAUCGAGUCAACCGAUAUGGCCCGUACGGAUUAGGAAUCUCCGCUGAUCACGGUGGACUGGGCGUGAGUAUGGAAGGAGACAAUGAAGGACUCGACCGGGUUCCCGUCGUGGACUGGAGAAAUGUCAAUUGGCACGCGGCGCAGGAACAAUGUCUGGACAAGAACAAGGAGCGACUGAAAUCUCGCACUGCAUUCGUGAUCCGGACGUGGAACACGCACCAAUACACCGCCUAUGAAAUCAUGAUGCUCCGGGCUCUCAUCAGCGAGUUGGCUUUGCUCUCCGGUGGUCAAUAUAGAGUUCACUUCCUCAUUCACGUCCAAGACGAUACCAUCCCCAUCUGGGCAUCGCAAGAUAUCUACAACCAGACAUUAAAGGAUAGCCUGCCGGAGGCGUUCCGCGGCAUGGGUGUUCUCUGGUCUGAGGCUCAAAUGAAGUUGAUAUAUCCCCCACCAUUUCCCGAAAGUAUAGUCAACCUCUCCGGCAAAGACAUCUACGGAGCUUAUCGGUCAUUACAUUUCCCCAUGCAGUAUUUCGCAUCCUUGCAUUCAGAGUAUGACUACUUUUGGCAUUGGGAAAUGGACAUUAGAAUCACCGGACACUAUCACGAGUUAAUACACCGCCUCACGGCAUGGGCAGAAAAGCAGGCGCAGGAAUAUGCAGGGGAGCGUUCAUCCAAAUUCUACAUCCCCUCACUGCACCACGACUCGUAUGAGAAUUAUGCGCAGUCCAUUGUCGAAGAGGUCAAAGCAGCAAAUCGAACACCAGUGUCUGGACCACAGCUGCCCUCCGAGCGUCUGUUUCAGAUUCCAGCCCAGCAGAAUCCAUUGGGGUCGGAUCAUAUAACGGACUUCAUCACAUUGAACCCUCUAUUCGACCCAACUCAUACCCACUGGGCCUUUCACAACGACAUCACGGGUUACAACCUCACUACCGAGGGUCGACCGCCCACGCGUGCCGCCUUGAUCACUGCAUCGCGCAUGUCGCGCCGUUUGCUGCUGCUCAUGCACGAAGAAACAUAUCGGAACAAACAUACCAUGUUCCCUGAAAUGUAUCCCGCGUCGAUUGCGCUGCAUUAUGGUUUGAAAGCGAUCAGCGUGCCUCUACCGGUGUACUUUGACCGUGACUGGCCCCCAGUACAUGCUGACGAGGUGUUUAACAAUGCCCCGCUCAGUGAAGCGAGCAAGAAGGCCGGCAUGGACCAUGGGGGCGGGUACUUUCAUGGCGAGAACGGUAGUGUAUUUGGGCCUGGGGAGCAUGUGUUCCGAGGGUCGACGUACUAUUCCAACGCGGCGUUUGCGGGAUAUCUUUGGCGACGGUGGUUGGGACGAGAAAAUGAAGAUGUUGAUGACGAAGUGCAGAGUGGAAGGAUGUGUUUGCCAAUCAUGGUGUUGCAUCCGAUCAAAAGUGAGUAGUCCUACUUUGCUUCGCUCAGUAGGUAUUGAAACAAGCCAAGCGAGGUACCUGUAGGUAUCAAAUUGAGCGAAGUGAUCUGAGUACUACGAGUGAAGCGAGGUACUGCCUUGGUAAGGCAUUAAACUGAGCAAGGCGAAGUACCUGUGCCUACUAGUAAGGUAUUAGACCCGGCGAAGCCAAGUGUCUCUGCCUCUACCUAGGUAGGUAGGGAGGUACUAGGUGGCAAAAGUAUUGCUGCAGUUCUGGUCGACGUGACAUUUCGUUCUACAUGAUUCAUUCAUUGACUGAAAGAUACCGAGGUGGGUAAGUACCAAGGUGUGUAGGUUACUGAAAUUCAAGCAUUGGCGUAAAGGUCUUCUGGUCUGAGAACAAUAAAACAGAAGCAAUUGAUGGAAUGAUACGACAAGUCAAUUGAACGCCAAUCAUGCCGUGAUGUGAUGUGAUCCUUGCUGUGAUAUAUAUAUGUAUAUAUGCUGGGAAGGGCCUGGGGCGGAAGUGUGUACUG